AUGGCUUUGAGCCUGGGUGGGAGAACAUUUGCACCAUUUCCUGUGAACCACUCUGGUGUCUUUCUGAAAGCUGUGAGAAGCAAUGGUCUUCCCUUGUUUCCCUGGAGCCACAGCCCCUGGAGAAGAACUGGAAACGUUUUGGAUCCUGAGAUGAAAGCUUUCCUGGAAGAGAACACUGAAGUCACCAACAGAGGCAGCCUCACUCCUGAGAUCCGGUUGCGGCUUUUGACGCCAAGCUGCAAGUUCUGGUGGCAAAGAGCUGACCUGUGGCCCUACAGCGAUCCUUACUGGGCAAUCUACUGGCCAGGAGGCCAAGCCCUGUCUAGAUAUCCCAAGGCGAUACCACUUGGGAGCCUGGGAGCACUCACUGUUAAUUUCUGGGCUGCGAAUUUCCUGAAAUAUGUAGGUUGUGUGUAUUUGACCCCAAACCGAAGUGAGGAGAGGCCUUGGGUUCUUAAGGGAGAUUUUAGUCCAUUAAAACCCAAGUUGAGACAGGGAAUCAAAACUGCCCAGCAUAUACCAAUGCAUUUUGUUCUUUUUAAAGUUGCAGGAAUGGCUAUCACACUGAAUUGUGAAUUGAACCAACUGAAUCCUUUUCCAAUUUUAACCAAAAACAUUUUGGAUUUGGAACAAGAUAAGUGGGACCUUGUUGUGCUUGGAGACAUGUUUUAUGAUGAAGACCUUGCAGACAGUCUUCAUCAAUGGCUGAAGAAUUGCUUUUGGACUCACAGAACUCGAGUACUGAUUGGUGACCCUGGGCGACCCCAGUUCAGUGGACAUAGCGUUCAACAUCAGCUGCACAAAGUGGUAGAAUAUUCACUUCCAGAGCCUACUAGGAAGGAAAACAAUGGAUUGACAACAAGCACAGUAUGGGAUUUUCGGCCUUGA
This is a messenger RNA of Puma concolor (puma), 888 nucleotides long. Lineage: Eukaryota; Metazoa; Chordata; Mammalia; Carnivora; Felidae. The record is from RefSeq and is a predicted model, not a curated record.